AUGGCACAAAAACUGGAAGCCAUAGGUAGCACAAAUGGCUUUACAUUCGAUGAUGGAUCUGACCAUGACGGUGUUUCCAAGAUUUUUGUUGGAGGUGGUCUUCAGGGAAUUCUUUACAUGGAAUUUGAAUAUGUAAGGAGUGGACAGCUUAAAUUUGGAUCACUCGUUGGUCGCCGUCAUAGAGGUUUCAUAGAGACGUUUGAGAUUAACCAUGUCAAAAAUGAACAUCUCGAAUCUGUAGAAGGUUACUAUGAUCAUGAAUCCGGUUACAUUCAAGGACUUCAGUUCAAAACUAAUUUCAGAGUUUCAGAACUGAUUGGAUAUGAAAAGGGUAAUAAGUUUACACUUGAAGUUAAGGGAAAAAAGAUCAGUGGCUUUCAUGGAUAUAUGAGGAAGAGAAACAUCCUCGCCCUUGGAGCAUACUUCACUAUGAUUCUUCCUAGUAGACUGGACGUGAAAGGCGGCAAGGGAGGCCAUCAGUGGGAUGAUGGAGCUAACCAUGACGGUGUAACAAAGAUUCAUGUACGAGGUGGUUUUGACGGCAUUCAAUAUAUCAAAUUUAAUUAUGUCAAGAAUGGAGAAACCCAAGAUGGACCAAUCCAUGGUAUCUCCGGUAGCGGUUUCACACAGACGUUUGAGAUAAACCAUUUCAACGAUGAACAUUUGGUUUAUGUUGAGGGUUACUACGAUGAUGCAUCUGGUGUAAUUCAAGCACUUCAAUUCAAAACUAACCUCAAGACUUCAGAUGUUUUAGGAUAUGAAAAGGGUAAGAAGUUUUUACUAGCAGACAAAGGUAAGAAAAUCAUUGGCUUUCAUGGAUACGCUGAAAAGAAUCUCAAUUCUCUUGGAGCAUACUUCACAACGGUUUCUCUUACCAAAUCCGAACGCCAUGGUGGUUCUGAAGGCGUAUACUGGGAUGAUGGUGUUUUCGAAAGCGUAAGAACGGUGUAUGUUAGUUAUGAUACCAAUAACGUAAAGAGUAUCACGUUUCACUAUCACAACCGCACAGUUAUAGAGCGUCAACAUGGGUGGCAGACUAUACAAGAUGAUUUAGAAGAAGAAGAGUUUGAGCUCGACUAUCCAAAUGAAGUGAUUACAUAUGUAGAGGGGACUUUCAAAAGAUUUGGGCCUGGCAAGACGAGGAUAACGUCAUUGAUAUUCAAAUCAUCUGAAGGGAGAACCUCUCCGUCAUUUGGAGUAGUGUAUGGUACCAAAUUUGUGCUAGAGAAAAAAGGUUGUGCUGUGGUUGGGUUUCAUGGACGGCAUGAUGAUCGAGAUCUUGUUUCUAUUGGAGCCUAUUUUUCUCCAAUGCCUCCUCCUACUGCAGAGAAAUUAAGAGCACAAGGUGGUCUUCGAGGAGAAUCAUGGGACGAUGGUGUUUUCGAUAGUGUUAGAAAGUUAUACGUUGGACAAGGUGAUAAUGGUGUUGCAUUCCUUAAGGUUGUGUACGGGAGGGACACUCGUAUUGUUAUUGGUGAAGAUCAUGGAAACACAACACCACUUGAAGUCAAAGAGUUUGAGCUCGAAUAUCCAAGUGAAUACAUUACAGCCGUGGAUGGUUGUUAUGACAAAGUAAUUGGAAGUGAAGUUGAAGUUAUAACUAUGCUUAGGUUUACAACGAACAAACGAACAUCUAUUCCCGUAGGAUUCGUAUCUACCUCGAGCUUUUUACUGUACAAAGAUGGCUUUAAAAUUGUUGGAUUCCAUGGAAAGUCAAGUAACAUGAUUAAUCAACUUGGGGUCCAUGUUCUGCCCUUCACUUAUUAA
Brassica oleracea var. oleracea is the source of this 1767-nucleotide messenger RNA. RefSeq names its product jacalin-related lectin 14-like. The coding region runs from base 1 to 1767 and encodes 588 amino acids. Lineage: Eukaryota; Viridiplantae; Streptophyta; Magnoliopsida; Brassicales; Brassicaceae. The transcript has 5 exons. Gene Ontology annotation, molecular function: carbohydrate binding. The record is from RefSeq and is a predicted model, not a curated record.